Colletotrichum tamarilloi is the source of this 1548-nucleotide messenger RNA. Its product is annotated as FAD binding domain-containing protein. Bases 1 to 1548 code for a protein of 515 amino acids. The record is from RefSeq and is a predicted model, not a curated record. NCBI's taxonomy places the organism in Eukaryota, Fungi, Ascomycota, Sordariomycetes, Glomerellales, Glomerellaceae. Gene Ontology annotation, molecular function: FAD binding; oxidoreductase activity. The transcript has 4 exons.
AUGCCUUCAACGGUGUGGUACACCGCUGCAGCGGUUCUAUUCUUUGUUCCAACAUUUGCAGCAUCCGCGUCUUUUGGACCUGCUAGCGGCAUUCGGUCCAAUGCUGCAUCCCAACUCACAGGGUGCGAUAUCCUCAUCCGCGCUGGGCUCUCUGGCCAAAUUUUCUUUUCGAACGACACGGAGUACGCCGUCACCAUUCAGUCUUACUACUCUGGCGAUGUUCAAGACGUUCGACCUUCAUGUAUCCUCAAGCCCACGACUUCACAGCAGGUUUCGGACGCCAUCAAGUCACUUAACAGCGAAGCCUUGGGCUGUUGGACGGUGGCCAUACGUAGCGGUGGCCACUCACCAUUCCCGUCGAAUAAUGCUGCCAAUGGCGUUACCAUCGAUCUCGGUGGCGUCAAUUCCAUUAGCUAUAUGGAGAAUCCUGAUUCGCCGGGACACGGUGUCGCAGCGCUCGGCCCCGGUGGGCGCUGGAGUGAAGUCUACUCUGCCCUCGAGGAACAAGGGGUGAUGACAACGGGCGGACGCGAAGGUCAUGUUGGUGUGGGAGGGUUCUUGCUUGGCGGAGGCUUCUCAUGGUAUUCUGCGAAGUACGGCCUUUCCGCCGACAAUGUUUUGAACUACGAGGUGGUGCUCGCUAAUGGUAGUCUCAUUGAAGCGAACGCGACGGCGCAUGCGGACCUCUUCAAGGCUCUGAAAGGUGGCAUGAACAAUCUUGGUGUCGUGACAAGGUUCGACCUGCGAACUUUCCCUGCAAAUGACAUUUACGGUGGUAUCGUCGCAUUCGCAUAUACAGACAAGGAACCCGUCGUGAAAAGCUUCAUCACUAUGGUCAGAGAGAACGAGGAAAAUCCUGCCGAGAGCGGAUUUGUUUCCUUGUCAUGGGGUCCUGGGCGAGAUCCUUCAGUCGCCUUCAUUACCGCCAACGUUGAUGGCGUCAGCAAAUCGUCCUCCUUCGCCGGACUCGCGGACUUGGGGCCUCUUAUUGACACCAGAUCGGCGGUCCCGAACUCAGAAUUCGUCAAGCAGCUCCAAGGCACACUCGGUUUGUACAAUGUGUGGUUUACGCAGAGCUUCCACGCAACCAUGGAGAUGGGCAGGAAAGUUCUUGAAGUUUUCGAGGCUCUCAUCGCGGACCUGGAGGGAAAACUCGACGAGAAUGCCACGAUAAUAUUUGUGAUGACUCCCCUCUCAACCAACUAUGCUAACAACGGGCCUAAUAUCCUCGGAUUAAACGAAGAGCUGACAGAGCCAUCCGUCGUGCUUCAAGUCGAGUGCUUGCUUCCAACCCCAAAUGACGAGGCAUUGUUGACGGGAAAGUUUGAGGCAGUCAUAGAUGAGAUUUCUGAGCAUGCUGCAAGGACAGGACAAAGCACAAUCUUCAAGUACAUCAACUACGCACACCAGACACAGGACCCACUUCAGUCGUACGGAGGCGAUAAUCAGGACUUCUUGGAGAAGGUGGCUCAGACUUAUGACCCCAACGGCUUCUUCCAACAUCGGGUGUCAGGAGGGUUCAAAAUUUCCAAAAGCACUAGAGCCUGA